Messenger RNA from Oncorhynchus mykiss (rainbow trout), 7250 nucleotides. RefSeq lists its product as uncharacterized. NCBI's taxonomy places the organism in Eukaryota, Metazoa, Chordata, Actinopteri, Salmoniformes, Salmonidae. Gene Ontology annotation, molecular function: phosphatase binding. The record is from RefSeq and is a predicted model, not a curated record.
CAAAAGCAAGACCUCUUCUCUGUUAUGUCUGUCUCCUCUUUACCGGAAUGGAAACAACUCCUGCUAGAGCGAAAGAGGAGGGAGGAGGAGGAGCGAGAGAAGAGAGAAAAAGAGGAGGAGGACAAACUCGCCAGCAUGCCUGCCUGGAAGCGAGGGAUCAUCCAGAGGAGGAGAAUGAAACAGGAGAGUUUCGGGGACAAGGAGAGGGAGGGCCCCCUCCAAGUCAAGGAGGGCAGGUCCCCCUCUGAUCCUGCGAGUGACCUGGACAGCUCUACACUAGUGCAGCUGGGAAGUGAACCACCACUCAGCCCAGACAUCACGGGGCCUUGGCUGGAUGAAGAGGCUAAACCGCAGUGUCUGGUGUUAAAGGAGACCAUCAUCCCUGUCGGACAAAACUCAUUCAUUCGCACACAUGGCGGAUGGAGGAGGGGAAGAGAAGCAGAGAGGGCUGGGGAGAUGGGCCACGAGAAAGGGAAUGAGCAGGAAAUAGAAGUAGGGAGAGAGAGGCAAAAGGAGAAAGAAAGAGGCCACGUCAAAGGUCAUGAUGGAGAGUCUGGGAAGGGAAGAGAUAUAGAAAUACAAAUAGAGCGAUACAGGGACAGGAGUGGGGGCAGAGAAAGGGACAGGAGUGCCGGGAGAGAGACGAGCCGGGAUACUGUGAGAGACAGGGAAAGGGAUUGCCCGAGAGGGAGAAAAGAGGAGGAGAGGGAGGAGGGAGACUCAAAUUCUCCAACCCCCAAGUACUCCUAUCCACUAGUCCCAGGCCUUCGUACUAUCAGAGCAGACAACAUCAUCAUUAUUGAACAGGACAGAAAGGGAAGUGAUGAAAGGAGGGGUAGAAGGAGAGAGUCAGAGAGGGAGAGGGAGGUGAUGGAAGAGGAGCAGGAAAAUAGAGACGUAAAGAUGGACCUCAAGGAGUUUCUGGCUGGUGGAGGGAGUGUCACAGAGAUCCGAGCAUCAGAAAUAUUGAUCAUUAAACCCUUAGCUGGCACUGAGGACUCAAGAAGUGGAGGUCUCAAAGGGACAGGCAGGGAAGGAGAUGGAGAAAGAGGGAGAGAUGCAAAGUGCAAUAAAGAUGGAGGGAAAGACUGUGAGAGGCAGCUGGAGAGAGAGGUGGCAUGGCUGAUGAUGAAAGAUAAAGAGAGGGAAAACUUGAGGGAGAAAGACCGACCACGGACACAAGUAGCUUCUUCAGAAAAAGAGGAUAGGAGAUAUGGUGACACAGAUGACAGUAUCCACAACGAGAGAGGAGUUAGGGUGAGUGAGCUGCUGAGUAAAUUUGGGGAGCACACAAAGAAAUUCAGAGAAUAUCCAAAACCCCCAUCCCGGUCUAAAAGCUCAGAGUGUUUCAUCCGGCCUGGCAGGGGCAGAGAACCGUUUUGUCUGGAUGAUGGAGACAGGAGAGGGGAGGAGGAACAUGCAGGAUUCAGGGGUGUGCCCAAGCGGUCAUUCAGCUUCUCUGACCGUGGGAUAUGCACAAAGGAGAAUGGCAUGCAGGACGAGGGGAACCAUGAUAGGAAGGUGGUGGAGAGGACAUGUUCAGACAGGAGGGUGGCAGCAAAGGGAGAUGUAGUGGAGGGGGAAUGGUCAGAGAGGGCAGGCAAGCAGGAGUGCUGGACCUGGCUUUCAGAUAAAGUGCCUGUGGGGAAGCAUAGAGAGGGAUGCAUAAAAGCAGACAGGGCGGUAGGGGGACAGCACGAGAGACGGCCUGCUGUGGAAAGUAACGCCGGAAAAGAGAUUGACCGUUGGGUCGAGAGAGUAACAGGAGUGGAGUUAGAUUUGAGCAACAAGGGGACAGAGGAACUCACAGAGAAUAUGUAUGGGGAGGUAGGGUUUACAAUGGCCUCACUUAGAAACACCGAGGCCUCGUUUGCGCGAAGAGUGUCCAUCAGACAGGAUGGUCGAGAGAGAGCAGUGGAAAGAGAGGUGGAGCAAACGAGAGAAGAAAGUGAGAGAGGGUUGGACAAGGCGAGGAGCAAAGGGAGAGAGGGGGUGGGUGGAAGAGAGGCAGAACCUCAAGUGCGGGAGAGAAGGGAGUCAGACUUUAGGCGAGGAUCAGAGGUAAGGGACAUGAAGAGGGUAUCAGAGGUAAGGGACAUGAAGAGGGUAUCAGAGGUAAGGGACUGCACAAUUUCAGUUGAAACAACUCAGCAAAACUGUGUGAUCACCCUCUCCAUAGACAGAGCCAGUCCUCCUCAGUCUGUCGAUAGUCAUUACAACCACGUGUCAGCGUUUACAGAGUGCUCAUCAAACUUGCUCAGUACUGUGGCACAUAAAGGAACAGAUUGGCAUAGUAGUCAAGGAGCACCGGGACACCAUUCAACCCAGUCACCACUGUCACAGCACACAGAGGAUCUUAUCAACAAGAUAGAGAGAGUGGGGGGGACAGUGAAUGAACGUGACAAUCACAAAGGGACCCAAACAUUGAUGCUGGAUGGCAAAGGCGUGGUGAGGGAGGACACAGAGACUGAGAGAGGGAGCAAAGCUUAUAGGGAGCCAGGUGAGGUAAGCAAGGACACUAUACUUUCACCUGGCGCACACGUGCACAGUCAUGUUUACCCCAAAAAGUCAGUUCUUGAAGUGACCCCUAAGUGUCCUAAGUCUCCAAAGUGCUUUGCCUCAGUUGGAAUCCCUCCAAUGCCACUUGAGAUACACAUACCCAGGACCGUGUUCUAUGGUGUGGGGGAGGCAAGCCUCCAAAGCGAAUACGACCGGAGCUGCGAAGGAGAGGGAGGAAAAGGUGUGGAGAGGAAGGACAGUUGCAGGAUCGGCAAGCCCUUGUCUCACAUCGAAUCCUUGCGAGAGAAAAGCCAACAGAGAGAGAAGGAGAGGCUGAGGAACAUGGAGGGAGUGGCAACGACGGGGGAUGAUGGAGAUGCGACUGAGGGGACAGAAAAGGCUGGGACUAGAAGGACUAGAAAAGCUUCAUGUUCAGACUGGUGUGAGGAAGGAGAGAUGGGGAACGAAAUAGAGCGAGAGAGACAGAGACAGGAAGGCUCCCCACCGCAGACAACAUCCACUCAGUUUGACGUCACACAGGAAGUGAGCGUGUCGAAAGCCGUCUCCCAGCUUCCUGUUCCUCUCUCGUUCUCGCAAGCUGUCAAAGGAGAGAAAGAAACCAGAGGGAUCUCCAUUGCAGCCUGUGAAGUAGCCUUGUUCAGCUCUCACACGACUGAGAGAGGGGAAGAUCCAACCAAACAUGUACUAGCAGAGUUACGGUGCGACAGGGGUCGGCAGAGGAAACAGAACACCGGAGGCAGAGGAGAAGAAGGAGAGGAUAAACUCUCAGAGGAAGAGUACAGGCUGCAUUAUCUGCCUCCUUCACACUCUCCCGCGCCCUUAGACUCUCUCUCCCCCUCUCUGCUUCACCCUCCCUCUCUUGCUGAAAUGAGCCGGAUCUAUAACUUGAAAACGGUGGGGUCCAGGGCGGCGGUGUGCAUGAGUGACAGGACCGUGGAUAGGCCUAUCCCAUCACACACUCCUAAGGUACAGUCCGACAUAUCCGCAGAACAACAGGAGCCAUGCAGUCCAGAGAGAUCAGUUGGGAGGCUGACACAGAAGCAGCUGUGGGGUGGUGGUGGGGCUCCUGGGAAUAAAGCCUCUUCCAGCGAUGAGAAGUCCGGACUUCAGACUGUACAGCGGCAGGUGGAACAGCUUCAGUUGCGAGAACAACAGGAAGUACAGAGACUAUCACAUGACGACAACGCAGCACAGUCGUCUUUUGGACAAAAUAUUAAUUUGAAAGAUAAAGAGUCUAAAGCUCAGCAAAGCCCUAGGAUAUCACACAGCCAGCCUAAUAAGGAACCUCAGCAGAAGCAUCCGAGGCAAAUGGACCAGCAAACAAUCCUAAAUCCCAGAAAAUCUCAGUCCAAUCUGCAACUGCACUCUGAAAGGCCUCCUCAACCCAAGCAGGCCCAGUCCAACCAACCCAAACAGGCCCGAUCCAUUACCAUCAACUCCAGAUCUGUCCUGACCCCCUCUCCUGAGAACUUAUUACACCCAGACCAGGGAGUACCAACCACCCCAUCAGCUUCUCCAUCCCAAUCCACCUCCGUCUCUCCCUCCCCUUCCCCUUCUCCGACCCAUUUCACCAUCAGAAGCCUCUCUGGAGGCCAGCAGGUCAAGAGGGGCACCACCAUCACCAUCACCCCCAGGAAGCCUGUUGGAGGGGCAGCCGUGGAAGCUGUUUCUGUAUCCUCUAGACCCCUGGCCAAUACGUCUGCCCAGUCCCAGAUGCCUGUCCUAACCGAGGAAGGAGAGAGAGGCAAGAAGAGGUACCCCACUGCGGAGGAGAUCGAAGUGAUCGGCGGGUAUCAGAACCUGGACAAGUCCUGCCUGGUCAAGACUUCCAAAGCAUCUCCCAAAGGGGUGAAGGUGUGCUUCGACGAGACCCAGCUGGAGCAGGUGUGUGAGUACCCAUCAGAGACCUCCAUGUUUGACUCCACCCACUACCCCUUACUUGGUCAGGUGAAAGGGAGGGAGGAGGAGGUGGAGGAAGACGAGGAGGAGAGAGGAGUGCUUGUGUCCAGGAGCAGCAGGAAUGUGGGGGCAGCGGUUGGCCUGAGAGUGCUGAGAGUGGAUGAGUCUUGCCAUCGGUAGACAUCAGUCGGCUCGCCAAAUUGCUCAAAUGAUGUGGUUAAGAUUAGAUUUUAUCUUGCAAUAUGACUUUUGUUUUCCUGUAUUUUGUUUCUUUGAAAUUAUUCAUUUAAUGUUUGUAAUCUUUUUUGAUGUACAAUAUUUUAUUUUACAUAGGAUCAGGGACUAUUGGUUUUGAAUAAAAGAAAACAACAGUUUUAUGUAGUUUGUGAGAUGAAUGUGUAACGAUGUGCGCUGAGAGUCGGGAAGCAAAUUCAGGGAGUGAGUGUUUUAAUAAUUAAACGCAACAUAAUACAAACCACAAACAACGCAUAGACAAGGAACUGGAACAGAAACAAUGACACCUGGAAAAGGAACCAAAGGGAGUGACAUAUAUAGGGAAGGUAAUCAGGGAAGUGAUGGAGUCCAGGUGUGUCUGAUGAUGCGCAGGUGCGCGUAACGAUGGUGACACGUGUGCCCCAUAACGAGCACCUUGAUGACCAAGAAGCUGGAGAGGUAGCACACGUGACAGAAUGGUGGAUGGAGCCUCAACUCCUCUAUUUCAGUGUAAAAGUGUAAAGACAAUAUGAAAACAUGGUACAUAUUGUAGCCUAUAAUCUUUACUAUGUGCACUUGUUGUAUUUUUACUAUCAGGUGUGUACUUUUGGGUGAUGAUCACGUCUAUGCAAGUUAGUGGAUUACAAAUGUAUGGUAAAAAGGGUCCGGUCAGUUUAGUUUUAGUUAGCUUAGAUCAACAACACAACAACGUCUCUACAGUAUAUAAACUCUGCAUCAGCACUGUAACGAUUCCCGGUGCAUUCCAAAUGACACCCUAUUCCCGACAGGGCUCUGGACAAAAGUACUGCACUAUAAAGGGAUUAGAAUGACAUUUUGGACACAUCCUCAAUGAUGCUUACCGUAUAUCAUCUGGUCCCUGUGCCUGCUGGAUUUGCUCAUACCGAUGACAUAAAGAACAGGUCAUCUACAAGUCCAAGGUGAAUUUUACACCCCUCAUGUGUAGUUUCUGGUAAACCAUGGCUAUAUGUAACGUCAUGACAAUUCUCUUUUGUUCAAUUACUAUUUCUGUUUGAACCACAACAUGGAUAUCAGCUAGCCUUAAUGCACAUGAUUUAAAACACUGAUGAUACAUUAUGGAAUAAUCACCAAUACACAUUAUUAUAAUCUUUUUUUUUUUAGGUUUCACUGUUUGCCCAUUAGUGGAAUUAAUGUGGUAGAAUGAAAAAGAGUAGUAUAUCUACUGUAUCUAUGCUAAUUUGACUGCUUAGUUUUGAAUGGAAAAGGUAUUAUGUUUGUGUCUCUGGUGUUAUCAUGUGAGACUACAGCACAUGGGGGAUGUGGGUGAAAACAUGAUUUAAGGGAUGUUUACAACAUUUAAUCCAUAGAAUGGUCCUUUGGAGGAAGGAUUGGUGACAUAUAUUUAGCAUUUGUAUCUAAAAGCAUAAUUGAGAAAUGAUUCAUCAAAGUUGGCAUAUUUAUGAAAUGUUGAUCUUACACAGGUCUCUUUUUUAAGACUCCAUUAUGUUUAUCUGUAGGUGCUACAAAGCAAACAUUGGUGGCAUAUGAAGCUUUACCGCUUGCUCUGAAAUAUGAGUAGUAUUUUGUUUUCAAUUUUCAAAUUUUCUUGCAUUAAUUUAUGAAUACUGAAGAAUAAGUACAUUUUUUGAUUUAGCAAUUUUUUCUAUAUAUUGUUGAACGUAAUAUACUCUAUGGACAUAUCAAAGUUCUCUGUUACUUUUAGUUAUUAUCCAAUUUGUAAGCAUUAAGAACAGAGUGAAUGUGAAAAUGUAUUCAAAAUGGUUGCCCUCUGCUGGUGAUUUGCAGGAUGUACAAUAUGUUGAAAGAUUUGCCAAAUAUUUGUUUAUAUAUUCUAUAUUCUUGUUUAUAUUAUAUUCAUUAAUUCAUGUAAGAAAAUUGUUAUUGAAAUCAAAAUACCACUCAUGUUUCAAAGUAAGUGGAAAAGAUUUACAAGACACGGGUUUUUGUAGCACCUACAUAUGAAACUUGACGUCUUAAAGGAGGCCUGGGUAAGGCCAAAAUGUAAUAACUAUGACAACUUCAAUUAAUUAUUUCUCAAUUCUGCUUUUAAAUACAAAUGUAAAAUAUAUUUCAAUUAUCCUUCCUCCAAAUAAGCAUUCUAUGGAUUAAAUGUUGUGAAAUCUCCAAACUCAUGGUAUUUUGUCAUCCUGGUUUUGUGAGGAAUCACCGAUAUCCCAAAUAAGGGCACAAACGUUAUAAUGGCUCCAUGGGAUGCUGUAAUCUCAAUUUUAGGUGCUCUUUUUUGAUGAAAAAUAAUCUAAAUGAAGAAUAUCAGAUUGAUGGUAUAUCUGAUUUAUGCUCCCACGUGUGCAAUUUUAAUACUUGGUUUUAUUCUGUUUUCUAUUGUGGUCGAAGAAGCUGGCUUCAUGAGAGAAAAACAUCAAAUAAAUUAUUUGAAACGAAUUGAAGUAUCAUGAUGGGUUGUGUAGAUGUGACUAUAGAUACAUUUAUGUUUCAAGGAUAUUUAGAGAGUAUGUGAUAUUAUCAUGUCAUGGUGGGUCUUCUUGUGCACAAACGUGGCUGCAUUGAUGCAAUAAUUUACAAUUACAGCACAGAGGUUACAGUCUGGCUGUCCAAACCAAUGAUUGUAUUAUUUUCUUACCAUAAAAAACAACUAC